Scheffersomyces coipomensis is the source of this 1963-nucleotide messenger RNA. It is a transcript of the gene INO2, whose product is annotated as Ino2p. The transcript has a single exon. Lineage: Eukaryota; Fungi; Ascomycota; Pichiomycetes; Serinales; Debaryomycetaceae. Bases 331 to 1662 code for a protein of 443 amino acids. The record is from RefSeq and is a predicted model, not a curated record.
AAAAAAAAAAAAAAAAAAAGAAUGAGCCUAAAAAACAGUGAGAAAAAUAAAGAGAACGCUCAAACGCAAAAUUUAAAUUACCAAAAAGUAGUAUAAGCUACGAGUUAAAAGCCCAAAAACUUCUAUUACUUCACUAUUGUUAAAAACUGGGGUAAAUUAUCCUUUAAAUCUCAUAUAAAUAAAUGCCAAAUUCUUUUUCAUUUCCAUUUUCUGUUUUCCAUUAUUUAUUACUUUAAUAUCAUUUUAGAUUUUUUCAACCUUUGUUCAUAUUAUUUUUAUCAUUUCAUAUUAUACUAACGUGUAUACCCAUUCUUUCAUAACUAUUUCACAAUGGAUUUCACUGGUACUCCAUCCGCUACUCUUAUCGGUAGUAGUAAUUCUCCCUCUCAUCAACAUUUGAAUGGUAAAGGUGAUUAUGACAUAUUAGAUAUGGUGACAGCUGAUAUGGAUUUCGAACAAGCUUAUUUAAUGUAUAAUUCACUUCAACAAAAGCAAGCUAUAAAUUCAAUGGAACAAUUGGAAAAAGUUCAAAUGUUGAAUCAAAAUUACGUUACUGAAUUUUCUCAUCCUGUUGAUCUUCAACAUGAUAGUAGUUCAUCAUCUACUACUACAUUUGAUUAUCAUAGAUCACAAAUAUUAAAUAAUAAUAAUUCAAAUCAUAUUCAAUCGAGUAAUCAACAUCAUAAUCAACAACAACAAAUGGAAGAUGAAUAUGAAGAUGAAGUUGAAGAAGAGAAUCAAUUUGAUCAAUUCUUCUCCAAUACUGAAUCAAAUGCUUUGGAAAUCUUUUUAGAUAACUUGACCAAUACUGCCAAUCCUUUACAAUUUUAUAAUACAGCUGCUCAUAAUCCAGAAAUUCCUUUAUUUGAUUUACAUACUAUGAAACAGCCAACUUAUCAUUCUCAACCACAUCAGCAACAACCACAACAAGUACAACAUCAACAUCAGCAACCUCAUCAAUUAACUGCUGCUAGACUCGAACAUGAAAACUUGAGACAAGAGUUAACUGAUGCUUUCAGUCAUCCAUCAUUGAAAUCAAUGAGUCUUUCAGGACCAACUACUUUAACCAACAACAACAACAGUCAAUUACCAACCCCAGUCGAUUCAAGACAAUCAUCCUAUUCCAAUACUGGGUCUCAUAUCUAUGUUAAACAACAUCAACAACAAGUAUUCCCAUCUGGAAUGGAUACUCAUAAUUUCAACAAUAAUAACGAUGAAUUUGAUGAUGAAGAUGAUGAUGAAGAUGAUAGUAAUAAUGAUGAAGAGAUGUUAACUCCACCUGCUAGUGAUGUUGAAGCUAGAAAACUUAAAAAUUCAAGUUCAGUAAUAAAUGGAACUCCAAUAAAAAAGAAGAGAAGAAGUUCAACCAAACCUUUAUUAUCAAUUGAACAAAAAAGAUUAAAUCAUUCCCAUUCUGAACAAAAGAGAAGACAAUUAUGUAAAUUGGCUUAUCAAAGAUGUUUAGAAUUGAUUAUUGAUAUCGAUGCUUUUAAUAAAUUACCUGAGCUUAAUGAAGCUGAACGUAAAUCAAAAAGAGCAAGAAUUAAUAAAGAAGGAUUACCUAACUUAUCAAAACAUAAUGCUUUGGUAAGAAUCAGUAAUGAAAUGUUAUUGAUUAAAGGUAUGAAUGAAAAGUUAAGAAGCUUGAUUGAACAUCAAUAAAGCUCUCUGAACUAGAUUAAGAAUGGUUUAUAAAAGAUGGUUUAACAACAGGUUUGGGUGAAAUUAUUUUCUUCAGGUAUUUAUUUUCUUUUACUUUUCUUAUUAAUAUUAUUAUUAUUAUUAUUAUUAUUUACUUAAUUUUUCCUUUCAGUUCAAAGUCUAAUAGAUAUAUAAAAACAGAUUUCAAUUUCAGUUAUGGUUUCCAACUUUUAACAGAGUAACUCUAUCAAAUGUUUAUACUCCCAUUUGAUUUGGUUAUAGGUAAAAUCUUAUUUAUUAUUUUUGCUGUUGUAUAGCACCC